Messenger RNA from Akanthomyces muscarius, 789 nucleotides. RefSeq lists its product as uncharacterized. The record is from RefSeq and is a predicted model, not a curated record. Bases 1 to 789 code for a protein of 262 amino acids. The transcript has a single exon. Lineage: Eukaryota; Fungi; Ascomycota; Sordariomycetes; Hypocreales; Cordycipitaceae.
AUGCGCUUCUCGGCCCUUGCCUUCGCCCUCGGCGCCGCCGCCUCCGCCAUCCCCUCCUCCGACCUCUGCUUCCGCGACCACCACGACGACAUUGCCGACUUUGCCGACUGCGGCUCGCGCGACGCCCUCUCGCAGUGCUUCGCUCAGCUCCCCAGCGGCGCCGACCUUGCCGCCCUCGAAGGUUGCUACGCGGCCGCCGGGUGCUCCGCCGACGAUGCGGCCAAGGAGGCCGGCUACGCGCUCGACCGCUGCACCGACCUCCAGCGCGAAGGCGAGCUCCGCCGCCGCAUGGCCGCCGCCAUGAUCACGCCCGCGCCCGUUCUCGCCAUUCGCGAAAACGCCCAGGGCGACGACUGCUUCAGCACCGAGGUCAGCAGCGAGAAGAUCUGCCCGGGCUUCGUCUCGGGCACGUCGCUGCCCUGCACCACAGGCCCCGUCACCGCAAAGUCGUGCCGCAGCGGCUGGAUCUGCACCGAGGACCCCAACGGCAAGGAUAUUUGCAUGAGCAAGGUUGACAAGCUCGACAUUGGCGGCAUCGUCCUCGCCAUUGUCUUCUCCGUCAUCAUCCUCGCCGGCAUCAGCUUCCUCAUCUUCAUGUCGUGCGCCGAGAGCCGCGCCCAGAAGAAGAUGAAUGCGCGCGCCGAGGCCACGGCGCUCGCUCGCGCCGCCACCAAGAAGAAGCGCAACGAGGAGGUGCGCGCGCCGCUCAUGGCCCAGCAGCAGCAGCAGCCCGAGUACCAGGCCCAGGCAGGCGGCGUCAACCCCUUUGGCGACGGCCAGCCUCACUAA